CGCUCCCAGAAUGCACCUUGUAUCAACUCGGCGGCGGCGGCGCUCCCCGGAAGGUCCAGGCGUUUGGCGGAGUGGCACACGGUCCGAGCACUAUCCCGCCAGUCGGUGUUGUGGGACGACUGCGACCAUGGCGGAGUCGGCGCCUGCUCGGCACAGGAGGAAACGGCGCUCCACACCAUUAGCUCCGGCCACACCCCCUUCACAAACAACAGAGAAAAGCUCUUAUUUCCAGACCACAGAAAUCUCACUUUGGACAGUGGUGGCUGCUAUUCAGGCUGUGGAGAAGAAGAUGGAAUCACAGGCUGCCCGGCUGCAGAGCCUGGAGGGACGCGCAGGGACAGUUGAGAAGAAGCUGGCUGACUUUGAGAAGACUGCCGUGGAGUUCAGCAACCAGCUGGAAGGCAAGUGGGCCGUGCUGGGGACCCUGCUGCAGGAGUACGGGCUGCUGCAGCAACGACUGGAGAACGUGGAGAACCUGCUGCGCAACAGGAACUUCUGGGUCCUUCGGCUGCCCCCUGGCAGCAAGGGGGAGGCCCCCAAGGUGUCCGGGUCCCUUGAGAAUGAUGGGGUGUGUUUCUCGGAACAGGAGUGGGAAAACCUGGAGGACUGGCAGAAGGAGCUCUACAGAAAUGUCAUGGAGAGCAACUAUGAGACUCUGGUCUCUCUGAAGGUCCUUGGCCAGCCAGAGGAAGAAGCAGAGUUGGGUGCAGAGAUGGUGGGUGACUUGGUGGAAGAAGGUACCCACCUGGCAGAUAGAGCCAUGGUUAAACAGGAGAUGCUCUACAAGCAGGAGGACCCUGCAGUUCUCCCCAGCGUGUUUUCCAGUGCUGCUGAGCAGCAGGCUUUCUUUGGUGCGGAGCCGGCUGUGUUCUGGAAUAGCCCAGGAGACUCUGCCCUCUUGGAAUCAGGCCCUGAGGACUCUACUAACCCUGAGUCUGUUGAAGGUAGUGGAGACCCAGCCCCUGUUAGGAAUCUGGACUGCCCCCGAAAACAGAAGUCUCACAAGCAGGCACAAUUGGGUCAGGAGUGUGGGCAGGGUCUGAAGGCUAAAAGAGACACCAGCCCAUACAAAUGUUCUGAAUGCCAGAUCAGCUUUCCCUACAAGCAGCAGCUGACAGCACAUCUGCAGAGCCACGUGGGCAGGGAGUCUAAUUCCACCACAGAACCAGAGGAGAGCCUUAGGCCCAGGCCACGGCUGAAACCACAGGCCAAAAAGUCGAAGCUGCAUCAGUGUGAUGUGUGCCACAGGAGCUUCAGCUGCAAGGUCAACCUGGUGACCCACCAACGCUGCCACCAGCAGGAAGGCCCCAGCACCAGCCCACACAUCCAGGAGAGAUUCUCGCCUAACAGCUUAGUUGCUCUGCCCGGCCACAUCCCUUGGAGGAAAAGUCGGAGUUCUCUCAUCUGUGGGUACUGUGGCAAGAGUUUCAGCCACCCAUCUGACCUGGUGCGGCACCAGCGCAUCCACACGGGUGAGCGGCCCUUCAGCUGCCCUGAGUGUGGGAAGAGCUUCGUCCAGAAGCAACACCUCCUACAGCACCAGAAAAUUCACCAGCGCGAGCGGGGUGGGCUGGCUCCAGAGCCUGGAAGGCCCAAUGGCUUGCUUUAAGGUUGCCAGCCCCUCACUGUCUGGGGGCUGAGGGGGGGUCGGCAUCAGUUCCCCCGAAGAGACACUACAAAGUCAGGCUGAUUUCUUCCUGAGGAGAAUUGCUUCUGCUUUGCCCUCCUUGGCUAAGCACAGAGGCUAAUCUGAGGCAAAG
Acomys russatus (golden spiny mouse) is the source of this 1760-nucleotide messenger RNA. RefSeq names its product zinc finger protein 212-like. The record is from RefSeq and is a predicted model, not a curated record. The transcript has 5 exons. NCBI's taxonomy places the organism in Eukaryota, Metazoa, Chordata, Mammalia, Rodentia, Muridae. Gene Ontology annotation, biological process: regulation of DNA-templated transcription. Bases 11 to 1609 code for a protein of 532 amino acids.